Rhagoletis pomonella (apple maggot) is the source of this 4060-nucleotide messenger RNA. Its product is annotated as serine-rich adhesin for platelets. Lineage: Eukaryota; Metazoa; Arthropoda; Insecta; Diptera; Tephritidae. The coding region runs from base 443 to 3547 and encodes 1034 amino acids. The record is from RefSeq and is a predicted model, not a curated record. The transcript has 9 exons.
GCAGAGGCGUCGACGCGUAGUCAACGACGUCAGCGUACAUCAAACGUUGGAUGUGUGCGUGUGCAAUAUGCAAAACGCGGUGAAAGAAAAUUGUUUUACUUGAGAUUUCGCGUAUUAUUCGACGGUUUUAUUUAUUGAAAUCCAUAUAACUACGAAUAAAUUGCUACAAAAAUGUGCAGUGAAAUAAAUAAAGUAUUUACGCUACAAAAGCGUUAAGAGGCAAUAAGAAAAACAAAAAUAUUUUUACUACGCUUGCAGAGUGGUGAAAGGUGCACCAAUUGGCUUGAGCCAAUGAGCCAAUGUGCAAUAUUGCAAGUAUUAGUACAAACUCCAAUGUAGGAAAAAACACAAAAUAAAACAUAUUUUCGAAAUUUGUGUAUAACCGUAAAGAACGUUAAAUUGUGCAAAUUAGUGAGUUGCAGCCUAAAAGCCAUUAGUUGCAAUGGAAUUGAGGGACGCUGGAGGGGAUGAGCACGCCAGCAGUGAGGCGUUUUACUAUGCUCUACUGCUAACUGUGAAUGUAACAUUGACGGUGAUUGUGCUUUUGGCAGCCUGUCUCUGGUGCAAGCGUCAAGCAACAAAAGAUGAUUUGGGUGGAUUGGAGGGUAUGGUUAAAAUGACCAACCCUGACGAUGUCGUCGUCGUCAAAGUGGCAGCGAAUAGUGAAUCCCAUACUGACUUGAAUGUUUCUGCAGUUUCUAACACCGACUCCGAGAAAAGAGCAAGCACUGCAGCACAUCGAAGUCUGCCGGAUAUACCAGUUGGUGAUGCAAAUUGCGAUAAUGGAUCUGAACUAUACGAAACUGUAGCGGACAAACGUCUUCUAGAUGAAGGAAACGAUCGCAAUAAAAGUCCCACUCCAAGUCUAAAAAAGCAAACAAGUGUAUCUCAGCACAGUUCCAUAAGUCAAGCAGAUGACGUCAGUUCACCUUAUUCUAGAGUGAGAAAUCCGCCGCAUGACUACGCCAAAGUGCGAAACACGGAACAUCCCUACGCUCAAGUAAACCCACCGUCAGCUUCAGCAGCAGCAGCCGCUGCAGCUGUGGUAGCGGCCGGCAAUAGCAAUAAUGCUAUAUACAGCAGUCAACCACCACAGCUUAACGGAACACAUUCUCGCAACUCAAACCACAGCAAUACAUCGCAAAACGAGUCUCCUUCACAAGCAGAAAUUCCAGCCGCUUCGGCCAUUGCAGGUAUGAUCUCAGCCAGUCAAGAUCUUCCAUAUAUGACACCGCCUAUAACAAAUCAACACUUUAGUGGCGACUCGCAGGACUCUUCAAAAGGCUACACCAGCAUCAGCGUGCGGGAGCCGCUUGCAAAUAUUCUAGCACAACAGCCGCCAAAGCAAACUCAACGGAUAGCUACGCUGACUCGUGAUGCAAGCGAUUCGCAUUAUGCCACUGUAUCAGACGAUUCUGACGAAACAUAUGCAGCUAUCGAGGACCCGAAUAUUCGCGGAAAUCCAAAUGUUCUCACUGACAUCUAUACUAGUGGUUCAGAGACGUAUGCACAAAUCCAACCUCUGCAAAUGAGUUCAAUGGUCGUAUCUGUGGAAAUCAAUAAUACAAAUAACAGUAGUCACAGUAUCAAUGCUAAUACUGUUCAUGCACAUAACGUACAAUCUUCAGAAUAUAAAAUAUCGAAUACAUCCACUGUAUCGCACCACCAUCAGCAUGGAAGUCACACACAAAGGCCUAUUUCUGAGCAUGCCACUCCUGUACCACCACCUGUGGAUAGCCUACGCACACAAAAGCACUCACGUCAGCCCUCCUCAUCAUCAAAUAACAGUUCAUUGGUUUGCAAUUUAGGUUCACCAAAGCCCGAAAAACGACAAGCCAACUCUCCGUUGCCACCAACGCCCAAAUCGAACAUUACCUCGUGUCGUAGUUCCGUUAUAUCUGUGAUCGAAUGCGGUAGCGGUGCUGGAGACUUCAAUCCAAGUGGCGUUAUAACGGCCACAUCGAUCAAUGCAGUUACCGCUGCAUCAGCUACUACAGAUGAAAUAUCCCCUCAGAAAAAUAAAAGUAAAAGCCUGAGUCCAUCCAAAGAUAUCGAGGGCAUGUAUGCAAAGGUGAUGAAAAAGAACAAGUUAUCACGCCACUCACCUUCUUCACAAAACAACUCUCCCGUAAUGACGCGGAAAUACGGUGAUAACAACGCUGCGUUAGGCAUUAGCCCAUUAGACAUGGCUGCAGCCGAGCUAAUGGAAACGAAUCGCGUCAGUGUAUUCAACAUUUCAAAUGCCACGAGCGAUAAAGGGCGAAUUCGUAGCAACAGCUACGGUUCCAAGGAUCAUGGUUAUGAAACAAUACCUGCCGACGCGGUCCGCCCAUCAGUACUUGAAAAUCGCAAAUCAGAUUGCUACAGCAGCUUAUUGCGAAAAGAGCGACCAAAAGAAAUCGUACAAAUACCUAAUCCACCUGCAGCAAACGCAAAACCACCGAUAAAUUCAGAUGUAAACAGCGACAAGCACUAUGAGACUAUUGCCGUGCCGCUUGACACAACGAGCAACAGCGAUCCCGGCUAUGAAACCCUCCAAAAGCCAAACAAACUAAAUCAAUCCGAUCCAGAUAACGAGAAGAAAUCAUCUGACUACGAUCCCAAUUACGAAGUGCUGGAACGUCCAAAAUCCGCCGGCCUAUCUGAUGAUGGCUAUGCCAAAAUUAAUGAGAAAAAACAUUUGGCCCUUGAUGACGACUCUACUGACGGCUACAGCAAAGUAAAAGGCGAGGAAUGCGAUGAUGGUGCGACUGGUGGUUACAGCACGAUCGGCACGGAUGCCAAUCACAAUUACGCCAGCAUCGCUGAAACGAAAGAAGAAAUGUGUGGCGUUACACCAGACACCGAAGACUCCGAUCACUAUGCGCGCAUCGCUGAAGCACCACGAAUACCACAAUCAGCAUCUGAGCUGCCACUCAGCGCGUUGCAUACGCCAACGGGUAAGCUUGCGCUGAGCGUAAGCGUUGCUUCUGGUGUCACACAAGAUACACUGGCAAUUACUUCGCCUUCUUCAAUUAAUUCAUCAUCGUUGCUGGCUAAUAGUUCGACAGUGUCGUCAACCAAUGCGUUGACCGGCAGCAGCAGCACCACUAGUACGAUAAGUUCACGACAAACCCCUUCGACAUCUUCGCAAUAUGAAUCACUCACUGGCAGCGAAACAGAUCCAAACUACGAAUCCGUUUGUUACCCGAGCACGGGACGUGAAAAUCCAUACGAGAGGCUACAGACCGAAUAUUCUGACACACAGUUGAGCAGUAGUAGUCCAAUAACGCCAGAUGAGUUGCGACAACAACAGAAACAUAAGCAAGGCAAUGCACAAACGCACAAAACGACAACAACCGGUGGUAGCACAAGUGCUUCAUCACCAGCAACGACAGUAACGAACUCUGAUUCAGCAGCGGCAACUAUAAUAGCAGCGGUGCCGUUAAAGACCACACCAAAUGGACUAAUGCCAAAAGCGAGACCAGACGGAACAGCAACUAAAGUGCAAAAUACCAGUGAACUGAAUGCCACGGAUGUGGUAGUCGAUGAUUACUUUCAAGUUUAGUUAAAUAAUUAGUAUGUAGUAAUUGGGCUAAGAGCACAUUUUGUGGCAAUUAUUAGAUAUGUCUGUAUUUAUUAUUAUAUUAUCUUAGUAUAUACAAUUUUUAUGCGUUACACGCAUAUUUAAAUGUUUGGAGAAUAUAAGGCAGCGAAGCUGAUGCUUUACGUACGUACACAUAUUGCACUUGCAUUGCAAAAAAAUUUGCAAUUACCAUUUCUUCAUGUGUUGUUUCUUUUUUUCACAUAUAACUAGAAGUAGGUACAUAUCAUUGAGUGAGAUGCUAAUGGAAUAUAUUUGUUGCAUGGAAUAUUGUAUUUCAAUAAAAAAGAUAUGCCAAAUUAUUAUAUUUGCACCUUCAAACAUAAAUAUACUCUAUGUUUAUUUCACUUUUGUUAUCAUUCGAAAUUUAUCUUUAUAACUGCAUGAAAACUUUAGAAGACGAAAGAAAAGCUUAUGAAAGCUAUAUCAGAUAAGAUAUUAACAUAAAAUCUCUUAAGAUCUUCUUCUAAGUCGAGC